Chilo suppressalis (striped riceborer) is the source of this 1511-nucleotide messenger RNA. The record is from the annotation of a GenBank genome assembly. Lineage: Eukaryota; Metazoa; Arthropoda; Insecta; Lepidoptera; Crambidae.
CACGCUUCACCCGCUCCGCGCGCUCGACCUCAUGCCGCCCCCGCUGCUCAGAUCGAAUCCGCUGUACACAGAGGAAGAGGAGCAGGAGGUAGUGAUAAUCGUGGACUCGCUGGACGACGCGCCCGAGGGUGAGGGACAGGAGCAGCCGCGGGUGCCGCGCAGAGCUCCCUCGACCUCAUCAGGCUACGGCAGUGGCGCCGGUAGCCACGGUCGCGUCUCGCCGUCGUUGCCGAAAGGCGAACAGUACCCAGUGCCAGCUCGCCUGUCUGACCAGCUGUGCGCGGGCGCGGACAAAUCCGAUGGCUCCCACACCACGUCGGACUCCGACAGCCCCGUCUGUACCCUAUCCAGGAGUCUGAAGGAGGACAUCAGGUCGUGUCUCGGAGGAUGCAGAUGGGAGAAGGACGUAGGAGACGUAGUUGAGGCGGCUGUGCGGGGCGCCGGCGGCAUUAGCGCUGCGCGGGCGCGACUCCACGCGGCCUUGUUCGCACUGCACGAGUCGCCGCGGGUCCCCAACCGGGGCCCCUCGCUUCCCUACAGCGGGCCUGGAGUGCGACCCGGUGAUGUCACCAUGAUGCCGAAGAACACCGAAAUGUCCCUGCUGGCUGCCAGUGCGCUGUUUACGCUAGAUGGCGCUCGCGGUGAAGCGCUGUCCAGGCGUCUAGCCAGAGGACAAAAGCGAAGGAGGCGAUGCAGAGCAGCAUUGGCAGUGCUAGCUGUGUUACUGCUUUUAGCAGCAGUAGGCGCGGUGGAACUGCUCAUGUCAAGAGGCCAGAGGGUCUUUGGAGCUGUGUUGCGUUGAGAGAAGAGAGAACGAAGGAACUUCUACCUUAUUUCCAAGUCUUUAUAAGUUGUAGAGGUACGAUGGCCGUGCUAGCUAUCUUAUUGCUUUAAACAGCAGUAGGCGCAGUGGAACUACUCACGCCAAGAGGCCAGAGGGUUUUCGGUGCUGUCCUGCAAUGAGAGAGUGAAUGAAACCCUAAUUACUAUUCACGUCCAUAGGUUAGAGUAGUUUCUGAGCAGUGCUACAAAAAGAAUGCAAGAAAUAUCCUAUAUUCUUUCUUCUAUGAUGUUUAUUAAAAUCUUUUGAACGGGUUGCAUAGUUACCAGUUAGAGUCACAAGCUCUUGGAAGUCUUUUCAUGAGAAUAGGUGCGAAAACACUUGAGAUAAUUUCUGACAUAACGCUUUUCGGCGGGUGAUAGCUUUACCAUCGAUCAUUAUUUCCGUACCUGAUCAUUUAUUAAAGUCCCCACUGCUGGGUCACAGGCCUUCCCUAUGGAUGUAAUAAGGAGAUUGGGCCAUGACCCACCACGGGGGCCUAGUGCGGAUUAUCGAAAUUCCGUACCUAAAGGAUGCCAAACAAAACCCUAAUAAUAUGCCUCCGCUAUUUGUCUGUCACAGGACACUAUCCCUUGAACUGCAAUAAGUAGACACUUAAAAUGGUUGUUUUCACAAGUCCGCCUCGAACUUGAUCGUUUUUUCUAGUAUUGAGGUAAAUAAUAUGGUUUUC